Messenger RNA from Phyllostomus discolor (pale spear-nosed bat), 2405 nucleotides. RefSeq names its product ras homolog family member U (gene RHOU). The record is from RefSeq and is a predicted model, not a curated record. Gene Ontology annotation, molecular function: GTP binding; GTPase activity. The transcript is spliced from 3 exons. NCBI's taxonomy places the organism in Eukaryota, Metazoa, Chordata, Mammalia, Chiroptera, Phyllostomidae. The coding region runs from base 450 to 1226 and encodes 258 amino acids. Gene Ontology annotation, biological process: small GTPase-mediated signal transduction.
AGUCAGCGCCAGCGGUCUCCGCCUGCCAGGCGCGGCACCGCCUCCGGAGCGGGUGCAGGCCCCCGGCGUGCAGGAGGGGGGCGCUGUGGCCUCGGCGCGGGGACUGAGCCUGCGAGCCAGACCCGCCUCCUUCCCCUCCCCUCCCGCCCCCCACGCGUCGUGUCGCCGGAAAGCCGGGAGGAGACAGAGCUCUCAGGCUCCACAGCGCUCGGCCCGCAGUCCUCCGAUCGCGCGGAGCAGAGCCGGGUGGCUACGCCAGAGCACUGACCGCGAUCCUCCCCCGCCGCCUUUGUCUGCGAGCCGAGCGGCCUGGAACCGCGGCUUUCGGGGGCGGGGGACGCGCCCGCAGCGGUCGGUGACAGCUCCUCCUUCCCGGUGGGCUCCGGGACGGAGGGGCGUUUGUGCCGGGCCCUGCUCGCCCGCGCCUGCACAUCCAAGAGCUCGGACCGAUGCCCCCACAGCAGGGGGACCCCGCAUUCCCCGGCCGCUGCGAGGCGCCGCCUGUGCCGCCCCGCCGGGAGCGCGGGGGGCGUGGGGGGCGCGGGCCCGGGGCGUCUGGGGGCCGGGGGCGCGCGGGCGGCGCGGAAGGGCGCGGCAUCAAGUGCGUGCUGGUCGGCGACGGCGCGGUGGGCAAGACCAGCCUGGUGGUGAGCUACACCACCAACGGCUACCCCACCGAGUACAUCCCCACCGCCUUCGACAACUUCUCGGCUGUGGUGUCUGUGGAUGGGCGGCCGGUGAGACUCCAGCUCUGUGACACUGCAGGACAGGAUGAGUUUGACAGGCUCCGGCCUCUCUGCUACACCAACACGGACAUCUUCCUGCUGUGCUUCAGUGUGGUCAGCCCCUCCUCCUUCCAGAACGUCACGGAGAAGUGGGUGCCCGAGAUCCGGCGCCACUGCCCCAAGGCCCCCAUCAUCCUCGUCGGAACGCAGUCGGAUCUCCGCGAAGAUGUCAAAGUCCUCAUCGAGCUGGACAAGUGCAAAGAGAAACCGGUGCCCGAAGAAGCGGCGAAGCUGUGCGCCGAGGAGAUCAAAGCCGCCUCCUACAUCGAGUGCUCGGCCUUGACUCAGAAAAACCUCAAAGAGGUCUUUGACGCGGCCAUUGUGGCUGGCAUUCAGUACUCGGACACACAGCAACAGCCAAAGAAGUCCAAAAGCAGGACUCCGGACAAAAUGAAAAACCUCUCCAAGUCCUGGUGGAAGAAGUAUUGCUGUUUCGUAUGAUGCUGGCAGGGGACCCAGAAAGACUUUUCAGAUGAAAUCGAUAUUAGGAGCUAUAUUAGCUUCGAGGACUCCCUGUACGGUGUGCAACCUGUUUAGAGAACCUGUGUGGGUAUCCCGGGGCGGGGGGGCCUCUCCAUGUAUGUAUUCUUUCUUGCCUUUGAUUUUCCUUGUUGUUUGUCUGAGCUUAGGGAUGAGACUCAUAUGCAACGCAUUUUUGAAGUAAGUUAAGCAUUUUUCAUAAUGUUGAAGAUUUAGAGCUCUAGACCUUUGGGUUGAUUUAUAUCUAGUAGGAGAAAGACACCUCAAAUCUGGGUGUGAAGACUGAAAUUUUGCUGCGUGAUCACGUACAGAAUGCAGUGGUCUCGUUAGCUCUCUCUUGAUCAUAGGCCGGCUAUCCGGAGAACCACUCUUAGCUUUGAAACUCCAUACUUUUUAUUCUUUUUUUUAAGGAACAAAAAUCAGAAAAAAAUGAGAGACCUCUGCCUACGAAACCUCAAAGCAGUCACUCUGCUAAUAUUCGGUUGCUGAAGAUUUAAAAAUAACCAACACAACCAACCCACUCACUCUGUAGCACUGUGUAGACCAAAAGGAAAACAUUGUUUAGUGGGAUUUUUCCAUUCUGAGACCAUUUCUGCUGAUGCUGUGUAAACAUAGCCUGUACCUCGUGUGGACUAAAGCAAGUGGUAGCCGGUAGCAGACACAUUUUCUUUAGGGAGUGAUUCAUCUCGAAAUCAAAAUGGAUGUCAGCAGUUAGUCCACACGCACCAAAUUGCCCAGGCAUUAGGGAGCACCUGUCCAAAUUGUUUCCAAACUUCCAUCCGUACGCUGUCCCUUCUGCAAGGGUGUGAGCCCUCUUCAAAAGCCUACAGCGAAUGUUUGUGGGACACAGCAUGCACCUUUUUCUUUAAGUAGCCCAAACGUGCUUGUGCACACGCACACACACAUACAUGCAUAUGGCUGUAUUCGCUGCCGAUUCGGACGUUCAGACAGUGAAUGGGGGGGAAAGGCAUGGCCACAAACACAGAUCGAGGGGCCCGCGGCUUCCUCUUCUGGUCGACACUUUUUGGAACAGAUUUGUUUUUGAUCACACGCAGUGACUUUCAGGGUAUCUGAACACAUUUUUGAGACCAUCUUAAAACAAAACAUGAACAUCUCUCAGAACCUGUUUUAAACUCUGUU